UACAACCCAUCAAUUUCAACCAAAAUUUCUUACAAAAAAAUAUAAAUAAAAAUAUAAACCAUUUCAAUUAGUCAAUACCAUCAAUGAAAUUAUUCAAGCAAAACCAUUCCUUUCAGAAGUAUGAGCACCAAGAGAGUAUGAGCAAAUCAAACUAUGCUAACUAUGCAUGGACCAAUAAGCCCAAUUAUCCAAGCUAUGAUGGUCAAGGUCCAGAUUAUUUAUUGGGCUAUCCUAAAAGUUGUAGCAAUUCUGGGGCCCACAAGUCCAUCAACUACUAUGCCCAUGCCCAACAGGCUGUCCCAAGCCCAUCAAUACAUGUGAAACAAGGCCAUCACUUGGUUGAGAAAAUGAAGAGGCAAGAGAGUCAUGAGGGCCAAGAAUGGGCUAGCAACUCUCUUGAUUGCUCCAAUUCAAGUCUAGUAGACCAUUCUAAGGUCAUGGGCCAAGAAUUGGAGCAUGGUUGGGCUAAUAAGUCCAUUUCUAAAUCUAGCCCAAGCCCUACACAAGCUCACCACUUUAGCCAAUCCAAGUUCAAACAAGAAGAAGAGGCUUACAAUUUUGGUGAAGGGGGUGUUGAAAGUGGCUAUGCUACUAAGCUCGACACGUCUUCUAGCCAAAAUUACCACAACAAAGUCGAUACUAAACAAUCAAGCCUUAUACAACACAAAGAAGGGCAUAUGAUGGGGAAAAUGGAUCAUAAUUGGGAAAAAUCUAGCCCGACCCAUGCUCAACACUCAAGCCUUGGGAUGCACGAUGGGAGUAUGACAGGUAAAACAAACAUUAUGUUAGCUAACUCUGCUAAAACAAAAUUUGGCUCAGCUAAAACUCAUCAAUUAGGCCUCUCAGUGCACACGAAUGGGCAUAUCAUUGAGAAUGGUGAGCAUGAAUUGUCAUAUUCACCUAAAAAAUUCUCCAAUUCAAGCCAAGCCUAUCAUGGAGACAUGGGGAUGCAUGUAUAUGAAGAGGAGGAUAUGACGGGGAAUAUGGAUCAUGGUAUGGCUUAUUCACAAACCAAAUUCCCUAGCUCAGCCCAAACCCAUUACUCAAAUUCCAGCUCGACCCAAGCUCAACAGGCCAAUAUGACAAUGCAAAAAGAGGGUCAUUUGUUAGGGAAAGAGGAUCAUAGUUGGGGCUACUCACCAACUAAGCUAUCUAGCCCAACCCAUUACUCAAGCUCUAGCUCAACCCAAGCUCAACAUGCCAACAUGGCAAUGCAGAAUGAGGGUUAUAGGUUAGGGAAAGAGGAUCAUAGUUGGGGCUACUCACCAACUAAGCUUUCUAGCCCAACCCAAAUUCAUCACUCGAGCCACACUAUGAAAAAAGAGGGGUACAACCACAAGUUAGGGAAUGUGAAUCAGGGUAUUCAUCACUCGGGACACACUAUGCAAAAAGAGGGGCACAUGAUAGGAAAUCUGAAUCAGGGUAUUCAUCACUCGGGCCCCACUAUGCAAAAAGAGGGACACAUAAUAGGGAAUGUUAAUCAGGGUAUUCAUCACUCGGGCUACACAAUGAAAAAAGAGGGACUCAUGAAAGGGAAUAUGAAUCAGGGUAUUCAUCACUUGGGUUACAAUAUGCAAAAUGAGGGGCACGUGAUAAACAAUAUGAAUCAGGGUACUUAUCACUCGGGCCACAUGUUAGGGAAUAUGAAUCAUGGUUGGGCGAAUUCCAAUUCUCCCACCAAAUACUCUAGCCCAAAUAAUUUCACUAGCUCGAACAAUUCCACGCAUGGAGCACUUGAACAACAUGAAUGGCAAAGAAAGUCCAAUAAUGGAAUGGGGUUAAACCACGUGAGCAAUCAUUCAUCCCAUGCAUCAUAUAAUGACUAUGAUGAGCAUUGUGAUGAGGAUGUUGAUGAUAUUAUGGAUGAAAUUCUGACCAAGUACCCAGCCCAUAAUGUUAGUGGUGCACAAGGAAGUAAUUGGGCCAUGAAACCCAAGUCAAUGGGAAGCCAAAACAUGGGUGGGGCCUAUAGUACUAAACAACAAAAACAAAUGUUUGGUAGCCAAGCCAUGGCUAGCUCAAGUUCAAGCUCAAGCUCAAGUUCAAACUUCCAAACAAGCAAACACAUGAGUGCAGGAUUCACAUCUAAUGUUAUGAAGAAACAGUAUUCAGCAAGUUCUAGCUCAAACAAGUUUGAGGCAAAGAGCAUGAUAAACAAUGGAGGAUUAUAUGACUAUUGAUCCAACAUAUAUAUUCAAUAGGUGACAAUUAUGGAGUUACAAAUUAAGACAUCAACUUCAUUUAACAACAUUAUGAAAGUUUAUUUAAAUGUUAUAGUAAGAAUUAAUAAAGUGUUGGGCAAUUCUUCAUCUUGCUUUUUUAAUUUUAUAUAUGUUUAUCUGAUUUUGUAAUAAAUUUAAAAAUUAGCUAUGACCAAUAUUUACUUUAUCUUGUAUUAAAAAAUCGUAAAAUAAUUGAACUUAAUUUGUCGUGUA
Molecule: messenger RNA, 2435 nt
Organism: Amaranthus tricolor (Joseph's coat)
Lineage: Eukaryota; Viridiplantae; Streptophyta; Magnoliopsida; Caryophyllales; Amaranthaceae
Exons: 2
Coding region: 84-2180 (698 amino acids)
Source: RefSeq, a predicted model, not a curated record